AUGAUGGAGUACUGGAGGCAAUGCGCGCUGUGGCUGAUCCACUGCAAGGUGCUCCCAGCCAACCACAGGGUGACGUGGGAAUCCGCGCAGGUUUUCGACUUGGCUCAGACACUUCGGGACGGGGUGCUGCUUUGCCAUCUGCUCAACAACCUCCACGUCCAGAGCAUCAACCUGAAGGAGAUCAACCUCCGGCCGCAAAUGUCACAGUUCCUCUGCCUGAAGAACAUCCGGACUUUCCUGGCCGCCUGCAACGACACUUUCGGGAUGAAAAAGAGCGAGCUGUUUGAGGCGUUUGACCUGUUUGAUGUCAGGGAUUUUGCAAAGAUGUUCUAA
Knipowitschia caucasica is the source of this 333-nucleotide messenger RNA. NCBI's taxonomy places the organism in Eukaryota, Metazoa, Chordata, Actinopteri, Gobiiformes, Gobiidae. The record is from the annotation of a GenBank genome assembly.